Molecule: messenger RNA, 544 nt
Organism: Amoebophrya sp. A25
Lineage: Eukaryota; Dinophyceae; Syndiniales; Amoebophryaceae
Source: the annotation of a GenBank genome assembly
AUCAGAUGACGCUGUGGGACACAGAUUCGCAAAAAGCUCUAGGAAAGGUAACGGCAAGCGGCCCACUCAUCGAUGAGAGCCGCUUUGUGAGUGGCGGAUUCGAGUCCGGAGGUUCUGUACAGUUGAAGAAAGGCAAGACUUACCGGAUCACCAUCCAACGAGCAUCUUCAGGAUCCUCAACCGUCGACGAGUUGCAAAUAGAUAUGCACUGGUGUCAAUUUUCAAAAUCAUCUUCGUCUAGUGGAGGUGGAGGAGACAACAGCUCAUCGUCGUCCAGUGACCUUGGAGGCACGACUGGUGGGGGAGGUACUUCCUCUCAAAGUGGACCUUCUGGCUCUGCUGGUAGCGGCUCUGCUGUUUGCGGCUUACGUAACGGAAUCGGGGUGUUCGAAAACGUUGUUUGGUCUGUGCGAAAAGGCACUUUUCCGAAAGAUGUGGUCGCGAAGUCGAGGCGUGGACCUAGUUUGGGCAUACUAGUCGACCGACGACAGCUAACAGAGCGGGCGGCGCAAGUCGGAGUGCAGGGGAGAGCGGCGUAUUCCGG